Messenger RNA from Cannabis sativa, 1650 nucleotides. Its product is annotated as probable protein S-acyltransferase 15. Lineage: Eukaryota; Viridiplantae; Streptophyta; Magnoliopsida; Rosales; Cannabaceae. The transcript has 7 exons. Gene Ontology annotation, molecular function: palmitoyltransferase activity. The record is from RefSeq and is a predicted model, not a curated record. Bases 316 to 1131 code for a protein of 271 amino acids.
AUACACAAAUUUGAGGAAUUAAUUUUCCACCAAUGUUCCAUAGAUAAUCAAAUUUCCUUUUUAUAAUAACAACUUUUCUAACAAAUAAAACACAAACGCAUAGAUCAUGAUUGAUGUCGUUCAGUUAUAUUUUUAAUUGUAACGACAACGACAACUUAUGAGGUUUCUUGCAACAAGAUGUUUCUAAAACAAGAAACGUUUCUAAUUUAUAUUCAUCCCAUCUGCCUCGACUGACUCAGUGACAUUUCCCGGGAACGUUUUGAUUUCUGACAAUUUUCUGUUUUUGUUUUGAAAAUUACAUCCAAUCAAGGCCAUAUGAAGCUCAAACGAUUCCUUUCGAUUCCAAUCCUCGGGGUGUUUCUGCUGUUGGGUUUUGUGUAUCACAUCACCAUUUUCAUUUUCAUUGAAGAUUGGAUUGGGUUACAGAGCUCUUCUGGCUCUUUAAACGCUUUGAUCUUCACUUUCCUUACUGCUUUCAGUAUUUUCUCUUUCUCUGUUUGUGUUCUCACUGACCCAGGUCAGGUCCCACCUUCUUAUGCGCCUGAUGUUGAACAAAGUGGGAUCUCAGAUGAAGAAACCAAGAGAAAAAUCUGUGACAGGUGCGCCACAUACAAACCUCCGAGGGCUCAUCAUUGCCGAGUCUGCAGAAGGUGUGUUUUAAGAAUGGAUCAUCAUUGUCUAUGGGUAAAUAACUGUGUUGGUUAUUGGAACUAUAAGGCCUUUUUUAUGCUCAUCUUCUAUGCAACAAUAGGAAGCAUCUACUCUACGAUCAUAGUCAUUACAUGUACAUUUCAAAAGGACUGGGAUUUCAAUGGACACAUCCCACUCAAGGUUUUUUAUGUUACUUGUGGAGUUAUGAUGUCUGCCCUGAGCUUGACGCUUGGUACUCUCUUCGGUUGGCAUAUCUACCUCAUUAUCCAUAAUAUGACAACCAUAGAGUAUUAUGAAGGAAUACGCGCAGCAUGGAUGGCUAAGAAAUCUGGGCAUAACUAUCGUCAUCAGUUUGAUCUUAAUGCAUACAAAAACAUUACCUUGGUCUUAGGCCCAAACAUGCUAAAAUGGUGGUGCCCCACCGCAGUAAGCCAUCUGAAAGAUGGCCUCACUUUCCCUGUUAUACGUGAUAAUUCAUAGACGGUCCUCUUAAACUUCAGAAUCAUCAUACAAAACUCCUCUCCCUGAAUAUUAGAAAUAUAAGAAAAAAAAGCAAUCCAAUAGAGGCUGCUACACUAUGACAAAGUUUCCAGAUCAAGAAAUCAUGGAGUUCAAGUUUACAAAAUCCGCAAUGAUAUCAGAUAAUGUUGGCAAAAUACCAGGUAGGUGCUCGCUAUUUUUUUACCAUGCUCGCUCAAGUAACCAAAUUUGUUUAUUGCAUCUGUCAGAUUGGUGUAGGAAUUGUACAUUCAAAUUGCAACUCAUAGUAGAUUAUGUUUAGUCACUCCAAACCUUAUUCUUAUACUGAUUACAUUACAUUCCAAGGAAAGGGUGUUCUUGUUCAUGUCUGUAAAGCUUUCCUUUAUACAUUUGUCAGUGUUUCAUGUCUAAACAUCAUUGGCUUAUGCAUUUGUUAGCAAAGUUGCUUUUUAUGCUGUGAAACACUAUUGGAUUACUGGUAGUGUCCACAACUUUCUCAUUACAAAAUCUUCAACUAAA